Molecule: messenger RNA, 1023 nt
Organism: Synchytrium microbalum
Lineage: Eukaryota; Fungi; Chytridiomycota; Chytridiomycetes; Synchytriales; Synchytriaceae
Exons: 9
Coding region: 1-1023 (340 amino acids)
Biological process (GO): carbohydrate metabolic process
Cellular component (GO): membrane
Molecular function (GO): chitin deacetylase activity
Source: RefSeq, a predicted model, not a curated record
AUGAUCGGAAAAGCCAUGAUAUCCUUUCUAUCCCUUGCUAAAGCUGUGUCUGCACUAUGGAACAAUAGUACUGCUUCACCCAACGCAUGGAACUAUCCGGCACUCGAUGUAGUCGUUUCCGCUGAUCCUACCAUCACUGCAAUGUACAAUAUCAGUAGCAUAUCCACCAAAGUGAGCCCAUCUCCUCAAACUGCCUUAUACUCGUCUCCUGGCGUUGUCACAAACGGCCCUAAUGGAACACGAAUGAUGGCUGCUCUCACUUUCGAUGAUGGCCCAUCUCUCGGAAACAGCGAAAUUUUAUACAAUUGGCUUGAUGCUCAUCCUGACGUCAAGGUGACUCUCUUCAUUGUUGGAUCUCGAGUCUUUGAAGCUCCUGCCUUGUUGCAAAGAGCACACAAUGCUGGAAUGGAAAUCUGUGCUCAUACUUGGUCGUACGACGUCAUUGGAAUGAGGCCAAUAUGUGCGCGACCACCGUUUGGAGACAUGGAUGCACGUUCAGAACAAGUGCUCAAGGCUGCUGGCUAUAGCAAGUUAUACAUAUGGAGUCAGGACUCCACCGAUUCAGAUGCUGGGGCUUCUAGUGCCACUACUUUGUCUACUAUGCAAGAAUUCUUAGACCAACAAGUCGCUGGCACCUUGAACGGCGAACAAGGUGGAAUCUUCCUACAACAUGAUCUCCUACCAGUUGAAUCUUCAGGCGACACUCCCGUCCUCGAUUAUGCCCUCUCUAAAGGCCUCAAAAUCGUACCAGCUUCUGUGUUGGCGGGCACCGGAAUCCAAUAUAAAGUGAAUGGAACCAUCAUCAACAUGACUCCUUCUGCUGUGGCUGUAAAUGAGACCACCGUGAUGCCAUCAGCAGCAGUAGCAGCUCAAGCACCGUUGGCAUCACCAUCAUCUAAAUUUACCCCAUCUCAACCUUUCGGGGCUACUGGUUCGCUGACUGGUGUUGCAAGCUCUGGAUUCCGUAUCAAGGAAUUGGGUGUGUCCUUUAUGGUAUUGCUGUUCGCUGUCUUGCUUCUGUAG